Molecule: messenger RNA, 1131 nt
Organism: Penicillium nucicola
Lineage: Eukaryota; Fungi; Ascomycota; Eurotiomycetes; Eurotiales; Aspergillaceae
Exons: 4
Coding region: 1-1131 (376 amino acids)
Source: RefSeq, a predicted model, not a curated record
AUGGCAGCAUCUUCGGCGGGCAAUUUUGGGCCCCAAACAAUCAAAGGAACAGGAAUCGCGUUGAUUGUGCUAACCUCGCUUGUUGUGGGUACUCGAUUUGCUGGUGCAAUUCGACGACCUAAAGAUCUCAAAGCAGAGGACUACCUACUGAUUCUGGCUUAUUUGUUCUUUUUGGAGCUGGCCAUUCUGUACAUCUACAUCGCCCCUGCUAUUUUCCGACUGGCCGCACUUAAGGCUGGCACAAUCACCGUUUAUCCGACUGUUUUGGAAGACUCAGUCCAUUUGCAGAUAGUUUUCUUCGUCACAACCUCGUCGCUAUGGCUGUGUCUGUGGAUGAUCAAAUUUUCGCUCUUGUCGAUGUAUAAGCGAUUAUUGGUUGGAAGGCCAUACAUCAUUGCUUGGUGGGUGAUCUUGGUUUUCUGUGUUCUGUCUAUCAUCGCCUGCAUUGUCUCAUCAUGGGUUUCGUGUGAAAGCUUCCAUGCCUGGUUCACUGCGGGGGUGUGCUCUACCCCACGAGAUCAUCGCGCUGCCGUUAUCAGCCUAUACUUUGCAUAUGCGAUGGAUAUCAUUACCGAUCUAGCGAUUAUGGCUUUGCCUCUUCGCCUGAUCUGGAAUCUCAAAAUGAAAUCGAAACAGAAAAUAAGUAUCGGCGCCCUAUUCUGCUUUGGGUGGAUUUGUAUCAUCAUCUCUACUAUCCGAGUUGUUCAGCUCGGGGAAUCAGUGAAUGGAGUCCCAUCCACAUCAUGGCUAGCCCUGUGGGCAACUAUCGAGGCAUCAAUAGCUGUCAUGAUAGGUUGCUGUCCCGGUCUCUAUCGCGUCAUCAGAACCAGCAUGUCGUCCUCCAAAGCUACCUAUCCAUACGACUCGUAUAAUAUGAGAGGUCGCGGCGGUGAAGGUAUACCGUCACAUCGAUCAGGCGGGCCGAGGAACGGGGACAUUGCUCUGAGCAGCUUUACUGGAAAGGUGGAAACAUAUCAGUCUGCAAGUGCCUAUCGAUCAUCAAGUCCAGCAAGCAGCCAAGAGAAACUCGCUCAACCAUCUGAUCGAGGUACAAUUAUGGUGAACUAUGGGGUUGCUGUGACGGUGGAAGAUCGAUCAAGUGACUAUGGCCGAACAACACGCUUUGUAUGA